GAGCUUUGCCUCCUACUUUUUGUUGGGACCUGGGAGAGAAAAUUACCCCGCAGAGGAAAAAGACACAAGUUAUAAACUAUGGAAAUAUACGAGCUCGCUGUUUAGUCGUCUACAAUGCAAGCGGACGUGCUUUCACCUUGAAUUCUUACGAGGAGGUUUUUGUGUGGUAGUGUAACCCUCCCUCACCAUGCUGAGUUUCCUGCGCAGGACGCUGGGGCGGCGUUCCAUCCGGAAACAUGCAGAGAAAACUCGGUUACGGGAAGCCCAGCGUGCCUCGACGCACAUCCCUGCUGCUGGGGAUGCAAAGUCUAUCAUCACCUGCCGCGUAUCCUUACUGGAUGGGACAGACGUCAGCGUUGACCUACCGAAAAAAGCCAAAGGUGAGGAGCUGUUUGACCAGAUCAUGUACCAUCUGGACAUCGUAGAGAAAGACUACUUCGGACUGCGCUUCAUGGACUCCGCACAAGUCCCGCACUGGCUUGAUGUUACAAAAAGUAUCAAAAAGCAAGUGAAAAUCGGCCCACCAUACUGCCUUCACCUGAAAGUUAAGUUUUACUCGUCAGAACCAAACAACCUGCACGAGGAGCUCACCAGAUAUUUAUUUGUGUUGCAGUUAAAGCAAGACAUCCUCAGUGGCAAGCUAGAGUGUCCGUUUGACACAGCGGUGGAGUUGGCUGCCUUCUCGAUACAGGCUGAGCUAGGCGACUGUGACCCAUUAGAACAUAAUCUCGACCUGGUGUCAGAAUUUCGCUUCAUCCCAAACCAGACAGAAGAUGUGGAGCUAGCGAUAUACAAUGCAUGGAAGGAGUGCAGAGGUCAGAUGCCAGCCCAAGCUGAAAUCAACUACCUGAAUAAAGCAAAGUGGCUUGAAAUGUAUGGGGUGGACAUGCACAUGGUCAAGGCAAGGGAUGGGAAUGAGUACAGUCUGGGUUUGACACCCACUGGAGUUCUGGUGUUUGAAGGACAAACCAAGAUAGGGCUCUUCUUCUGGCCCAAGAUCACUUGUCUGGAUUUCAAGAAGAGCAAACUGACACUGGUGGUUGUGGAGGAUGAUGACCAGGGCAAAGAACAGGAGCACACCUUUGUCUUCAGGAUGGACCACCCCAAGGCCUGUAAGCACCUCUGGAAGUGUGCAGUGGAACACCAUGCUUUCUUUAGGCUGAGGGGGCCGGUGCACAAGAACUCAGCACGCUCUGGAUUCAUACGCAUGGGAUCACGCUUCAGAUACAGUGGAAAGACAGAGUAUCAGACAACCAAGGCCAGUAAAGCAAGGCGGUCAGCCUCCUUUGAGAGAAGGCCAAGUCGGCGUUACUCCAGGAGAACCAUGCAGAACAGAGGACAUUAUAAUCCCCAGGAGGUUCUUUCCUCAGGCAAUGGAGUCAGCUCCAGCAAAGGCAACAAGCCUUCUCCCAUUCGAGGUGCCUGGUCAGCUAUGCCCGUGGUCAGCCCGGUGGCAGCUGCUCCUGCCUGUGCUCCGAUGGAAAUCGAGGCUCUUCCCAGGAGUCCUGGAGGAGAAAAGAGAAGUAUGCCCAUGGUUGCUGACCUGAUGGAGACGUGCAUUGACGAUGUCCUCAGAGCUCCUGUUGUUCCCACGGUGACGGCUACAGAAGAGGCCGGACCGAGCAGUGCCUACGCUGCCCCGAGCGCCACCGGAGAAGAUCCUCUCUGCCUUGCUGAAGCAGCAGCUCGUCUGAAGCAGCUAGAGUUGGAGAGUAGCCCGCUUCUUGGUGCCCAAAAGAAUAACAUCAACGUCAACAUGGUUAUGAACAAUCAGGAUGAUGUGGUGAAGCUGUCAGAGAAGUGUGGUCUGAGCAGUGCGAGCAGUAGUCCAGUUGUCACUCCACUGCGCACCCCAGAGGAUCUGAAGAGUAACAUACUGAAAGCACAAGCUGAAGCUGCUGCCCUCAAGGGAUCUUUGGAGGAACAUGCCGUAAUUGUCGGUGAUAAGAACUGUAACUUGCAGGAGGCCUCUGCAAGGUUGAAAGUGCGUACGGGGCGAUUGGGCAGUAACUCAUCUCUGACAGUCAGCAGUCGCCCUGACAUCCAAGACUCCUGGGACCUGCUCAAGCCAGCCUCACUGGUCUCAUCAGCAGGGGCCAGUGCUGAGAUGCUCGCUGAAGAUGUGAACCACUGUGUUCCUAAGAUACCCUCUGAGUCUGCCAUCGAAGCCAUGGCACCAAAGGUUAAAGCAGAGGAAGUUGCCCUGAUAAACACCGCCCCACUGUCUGACAACCUGAUUGAUUUCACAGAUCCAACUCCUGUGCUACCAUCAGUGCAGCAGCCCAAACCUGCCAUCACUCCGCGCUGGAUCAUUCCUACAACUGCUCCUCCUGGCGUCUUUACUAACGGCCUGCUCGACCUUGACCCCCCCGCUAAGGUCCACCCUCUUCUCCCUGCAGAUGGGGGAGCAGCUCUCGCCCCAGCCCUCGCCCCAGCCCUCCCCCACCUCGCUCACACGCGUAACACCAUCUCCACCAGCACUGUGGGUCAGCAGCCAGCCUCGGAGGAUGGAGCCAAACCCAGAGGUCUCCUGACCACUGAGCUCUGAUGAAGAAACGAGGAGCAGCCAUCACAACAUUUUGUCUCCCUGACUGCUUCUUUCCCUCCUCACCCAUCGACUGACAACCAAGCUGGGCCACAUGUGCUGAACACUGAGGGGUGAGAGGAAAGUGGAACCAGGGGAGAGGCAGCUUACAAACACAUUGAACAAACACAACUCAGUGCACAGGAAAAUAAUAGGAAUACAAUACAGUUUUACAGUCACAGUCACAAAGCCUAGUUAAAACCAACAUUUAGAUCCAGUAUUAACAUCUUAAGAACACCUAACUUGUGAAUCCCCUGUAUGAGUUCACCGUCAGUGAGCAGAGUCCAUCCAGUCAAACAUAACUAGCACCAUCUCCUUGCUGAUGACAGGUGAUGAGAGGUCUUGUUUUCCAACUUGUUUGCUGCAGAGGUCAAGUUGGCACUGAAACAUAAGGUGUGUUGCAUAAAAGCAUAAGGCUUCAGACUCAAAGGGUAGGUUGUCUCUUUUAGUGCUGCUUUCCUCCCCUUUUUUAAUGGAGCCGUUUCAUUACUGGUUAUUGACAUCACUUGAUCCUGCAGCUCUGCAUUUAGAGCUGAUGCUGAAGUACACUGGAUGAAGGACUAAAGAAGAAUCUAUAAAAAAAAAAGACUUGAGAAAUUGAUUCUAAGAGAUAAAAAACGUCUUGACUCUUGGAUAUGACACUAUACUGUCCUUGUAGCACACUACAGACCUUUUUAAGCCCAGUCAAUACUACGUCUGUUGGCAGCCACUGGAUAUGAAUGAAAACUUCACUGGAUUAUUUUUGCUACACUGGACCUUGAAAUUCAUUUUUCCCCCAAUGGACUACAAUAGUGGUGACCACUUUAGUUUUUUCAUCUGUUUUUUUUUUUGUUAUCCUGCUCUUCCUUUUUUUUGGUCUUUUUUUUAUGUUUUAAUUUGCUCAUCGCAGUACUUUUGAAUUCACACACUUUGGUAGCAGCAUCAUGAGGGACUGAAGAUCACUAAUAAGAGUUAUUUCUCUAUGUUCUGCUCUUUGUAUACUUUUAUCAUGACUUUGAGUGAAAGACUACACAAUUUAGUUUUUACAUUUUACCUAAAAUGUGAUCCUAUACUCUGUUUUCACUGGAAAUCGCUGCCUCGUUAAUAAUUUUAUCACCUACAGUCAUGGGAAAAAUUAUUAGACCAUUGUUUUCUUCAAUCUCUUGUUAAUUUUAAUGCCUGGUACAACUAAAGGAACAUUUGUUUGGACAAAUAUAAUAACAACAAAAAUGGCUCAUAAGAGUUUAAUUUAAGAGUUGAUAUCUAGACAUUGUCCAUUGUUUUCUUGAUAAUAACCAAAAUCAUUAUCAAGAAAACUAAUUUACUAAAUUACUAUUGAAACCUUUUACUUUUCCUAUGAUCCCAUUUUUUUUUGGUUGCCUAUCUUGAUAUCUGAAUUAAUUUUGGACAGUAAUCUGACUCAUGUGGCUCCUGGUAUAAACAUGCUGUAGUUACUACCCUGAAUGUAUUCAAAUAGUCUCAUGUGAGAAUGCUGGAGAUGCACAGUAUGAAAACUUUUAAAACUUCUUUUUUUAAAUUUCUAAUUUGCUGAUAUAGUUUAUAACUGGAUCAGAACCUGUGAAAUAUCUUUAAAAAGCUGAUUUUAUACAUGUGAAAUUGAGGCCUAAGUCUAUAUUUUCUGAUUUAUUAAUGAACUAUAUCACAUUGACUCUUAAAAAAAAUAUUUUUUUGUUCAAUCAGCAGCCCAUAUGUCACAUUCAUUCAACUACGCCUGUAGUUUUUUCAUUUCGAUGGUGAUUUCAUGAUCUGUCUCAAACAAGGGAAGCUGACCGUUUUAUUCUUAGCAGUAACAGUUAUUUAUGCUACUACUCAGUGUAAUUGUUCAAAUAUUACAUGUUGUCCAAAAGUGUUGUAGCCUACAGUAAUAAUGUAUUGUCAGUAUAAUGGCAUCAGCUGGCUGUAGAUAUGAAGUAGAUUUAUAUAUAUAUUUUUUGAAAAUUGAUGUUGGCAGUAUUGUUACUACACACUGAGAAGAUUUCUGCAUUGAAGUGUUUUCUAAUUACAGAACAAGUAGGGAAAUUAUUGCUGAUCAGACUGACUGGAAAAACAGAUUGUGGUGUCUCAAAUGCAAUUUUAUAUCAACUUUUUUUUCUGGAAUACCUGACCAUGAUUCAGUAAAGCUUUGCUACAGUAGGAA
Molecule: messenger RNA, 4721 nt
Organism: Centropristis striata (black sea bass)
Lineage: Eukaryota; Metazoa; Chordata; Actinopteri; Perciformes; Serranidae
Gene: epb41l5
Product: erythrocyte membrane protein band 4.1 like 5
Exons: 26
Coding region: 188-2548 (786 amino acids)
Cellular component (GO): cytoskeleton
Molecular function (GO): cytoskeletal protein binding
Source: RefSeq, a predicted model, not a curated record